Molecule: messenger RNA, 780 nt
Organism: Pyricularia grisea
Lineage: Eukaryota; Fungi; Ascomycota; Sordariomycetes; Magnaporthales; Pyriculariaceae
Exons: 1
Coding region: 1-780 (259 amino acids)
Molecular function (GO): toxin activity
Source: RefSeq, a predicted model, not a curated record
AUGACCGCACAAACACCAACAGUCGUCGAGCAACGGGGCGGCCUCUGCGCCGACGCUGACGCUGAGACAUCCAUUACUGUCAUACAACACAUCACCAAGAACCUGGGUAGGGUAGCCCCGCGCCGCGACCCUUGGGUCUCGACUACAAUGGAACUUUCGACGCUCGUUGGCUCGACGCACACCACCUCGACGGGCUACAUCUACAAGAUUGACACGGCGGGCAUCGAGACCACGUUUGUAGACACGAUAGCCUUGUACAGGGAUGAGCUGAAGAGGAAGCACCCGUACCCGAACGAGAUGGAGGCAUCGGCCUACCUCAGAAUACCCUGGAGCAGCAUCAUGGGCUGGAGCUACAGGGGAGGGGCUUACACGCCCAACGCUGGCUACACCGGCACCUGCCAGACCACGGUGCUCAGGAAGCGAGGCCCCGGCACCGGUACCAACCUUCAGCUCGGUAGUGCCUGCAAAGCUCGCGCAUCUGGCGCCGGACGCACCCCAAACACGGCCGUCCCGGCCAAGUCGGCCGCGGGAGCUGCGCCGGUGGCGCCUGGUGCAACGGCCAACAAGCAGGGCACCGCCGCGCGCAGGCCUGCGGCGGGGACCUCCCUCAACUCUGUCCAGUCGGGCCGCGUGACCAAGGCCACUACUAACACGCACAAACCGGCGGCGAAGGCCGCGCAGGGAUCGUCCGCCGUUCCUGUCACGGCCCAGAGGGCGGCAAAGGCUGCAAAGGGGCCUACGACCACACGCUCGAAGCGUAGCGUUCGUGUCUUGGGUUAG